AUGUUAUCAUGCUACGCCCUUCAUGCAAUAGAUGAGUGCUUGCGGGAUAUUAUGGCAGUUGAUAUUUUGAUAUCUAUACGGUUCCUUCAUGUGAGAAAUGUCUCUCACAUAGGUGAUCCUUCCUUCCUUCCUUCCUUUCUUUCUUUCCUUCUUUCUUUCUUUCUUUCCCCCUUUCUUUCUUUCUUUCUUUCUUUCUUUCUUUCUUUCCUUCCUUUCUUCCUUCCUCUUUCUUUCUUUCUUUCUUUCUUUCUUUCUUUCUUUCUUCCUUCCUUCCUUCCUUUUCCUUCUUUCUUUCUUUCUUUCUUUCUUUCUUUCUUUCUUUCUUUCUUUUCCUUCCUUCUUUUCUUUCCCUUCAUUCCUUUCUUUCUUUCUUUCUUUCUUUCUUUCUUUCUUUCUUUUCCUUCCUUCCUUCCUCUUUCUUUCUUUCUUUCUUUCUUUCUUUCUUUCUUUCUUUCUUUCUUUCUUUCCUUCCUUCCUUCCUUCCUUUCUUUCCCUUCUGUCUUUCUUUCUUUCUUUCUUUCUUUCUCUUUCUUUCUUUCUUUCUUUCUUUCUAUUGUCUCCCCCUUCUUCUCGCUUCAGCAUGCUUUCUUUAUCACCGGAUAUCCCUUUUUCAUGAACUUAUUCACCUCUCACUUUUCCUUAUUCGUACACAUCAGUUUUUGUAUCUCUGUCUGUGAAUUCCUCGUAUACGGUCUUUUUAUCAUUCUUUGCUCCCUUCCUUCUUCGUCGUUCUAUUACCGAACCUGCAUUUUAUCUUUCUUUGCAUCUCCCCUAUUAAAACAACCUCUCGUCCCUUUCCUCCUUUUCUCCAAUUUCCUUUUCGCACGAAUAUUUUCAAACGCCAUCUCUCAGGCUGCUCAUUUUAGCCUCUUUCAUGGCUCCCCUGGUGGUCACUCACAGCGGGUCUAUCAGUCCGCUGGCCAAUCUAGAUCACAUGAAAGUCUCAUUCUCAGUGUUGCCCAGCGCCAAACUAUCCACCAAAGAUACGUUCCCUUUUGUAAUGAAGACCUUAUUUUGACCCUUUCUUUAUUACUGUUCUUUCUUUCUUUCUUUAAUCCUGUUCUUUCUUUCUCGCGUUCUCACUUUCUCCCUUUCUCACUUUCUCACUUUUUUCUCACUUUCUCUCUUUCUUUCUUUCUUUCUUUCUUUCUUUCUUUCUUUCUUUCUUUCUUUCUUUGUUUUCCUCUCAAUUUUUGUUCUUUCUUUCUUUCUUUCUUUCUUUCUUUCUUUCUUUCUUUCUUUCUUUCUUUACUCCUCUUUCUUUACUCCUCUUUCUUUCUGUCUUUCUUUCUGUCUUUCUUUCUUUUCUUGAGUUUAAGAUUUUAUUUUAACCCUCUCUCUCUUCAUUUAUCCCACUUUUUCUUUCCUCCAAUUCUUUCUUUUCAAAAUAUUUAUUGUCUUCGCACACUUUCUUUAUUGCCUUUCCUUCCUUCCUUCCUUCCUUUGCGCCCUCGUAUUUCUUUUUUUAAGCAAAUCUUACCAAAUCCACCCUUGCCUUCUUAUUACAGUUAG
Molecule: messenger RNA, 1512 nt
Organism: Acanthosepion pharaonis
Lineage: Eukaryota; Metazoa; Mollusca; Cephalopoda; Sepiida; Sepiidae
Source: the annotation of a GenBank genome assembly